Arachis duranensis is the source of this 915-nucleotide messenger RNA. RefSeq lists its product as uncharacterized. The coding region runs from base 1 to 915 and encodes 304 amino acids. The transcript is spliced from 5 exons. The record is from RefSeq and is a predicted model, not a curated record. NCBI's taxonomy places the organism in Eukaryota, Viridiplantae, Streptophyta, Magnoliopsida, Fabales, Fabaceae.
AUGGAAAGGGCCUUGAGACAAGGCAACCCCCUAUCUCCUUUUCUGUUUGUCCUGGUUGUAGAUGUUCUGCAUAGAAUGGUUGGAGAGGCAGUCAAAAACGGGCGCAUCCCACCAUUGCUGGUUGGGAGAGACAACAUAGAGUUGUCGCAUCUUCAGUUUGCGGAUGAUACUAUUCUGUUCUGUCCACCAGAGGAGGAGACUGUGAAGAAUUACAAGCGGCUUCUACGCUGUUUUGAGCUGAUGUCAGGGCUAAGUAUAAAUUUUGACAAGUCCAGCUUGAUACCAAUCAAUUGUGAGGGGCAAUGGGUUCACCGAAUGUGUAGCUUGUUGGGUUGCAAGGAAGUGCUACCUAAUAGAGGAGGCCCAUGGAAGGACAUUUGCCAGAUCCUUAUCAAGGAGCAACAUGUAAGGGAUAAGAUGAUUACAGGAUUGUCCAUGGAGGAGAUUGUGGAUUUUGGGAUGGAAUACAAUGGAUUUGGAACUUCUAAUGGAGGAGAGAACUUUUUCAGUGGGAGAUGGACCUUCUGGAUAGUUUUUUCGACUAACUCAUUUGUGAAAGUUUUACAGAUGGAAUUACUGCCGGAGGAUAUAUCCAGCUACAAUUUCACUAAGACCAUCUGGAAGGGUGUAGUGCCCCAAAGAGUGGAGCUUUUUACAUGGUUUGCCUUGGUAGGGAGGGUGAAUACUAAGGAUCGACUGAGCCGCUUCGGGAUUAUUAGGCAGGAAGAUACUGUGUGCGUUCUAUGUAACAAUGAUGUGGAAAGGUUUGGCACAUUUGGCUGGAAAGAAAUAGAAGAUUUUUUCGGAAUCAAAGCAAAGGUGUACAGGAAAUUAUCAACAAGACCUCGCUUAGCUGUAACGAGUGGAAAUGUGUGGAUCCCUUCUGUUGUUAAUGGCGCUGCAGCAACGACUUGA